This is a messenger RNA of Etheostoma cragini (Arkansas darter), 2732 nucleotides long. RefSeq names its product olfactomedin-like 2A (gene olfml2a). The transcript is spliced from 8 exons. Lineage: Eukaryota; Metazoa; Chordata; Actinopteri; Perciformes; Percidae. The record is from RefSeq and is a predicted model, not a curated record. Gene Ontology annotation, biological process: signal transduction. Bases 233 to 2194 code for a protein of 653 amino acids.
CAAGCUGAAAAACGGAGCGCGCGGUGCAGACAGGAGCGCACUCCACAGGACGCACACACAUACACACACUGACAUCCACAGACAGACGGACACAGAGCCUUCUAUAUGAUCCUCCCUGUGUGCAAAAGGAAAUGGAGUUAAAAUAGAGUAAUUUCCUACCUCAUGGACUGGAUGCAUUGAGGACUGUCGCUUUGGAUUUGUAAACUUCACGCCCAGACACUAGGAGAGAAAAAUGUGGAGAUACACGAACUUGAUCGCAUGUCUGCUGGUUUUGUGUAAGGAUGCGUCUUCACACAGUAAGAUCUUUGGGGAGACUGAGCCUGUUCGGAUGACGUCAGAAGGCUCUGAUUGCCGCUGUAAGUGCAUCAUGCGGCCUUUAAGCAAGGACGCCUGCCUGCGUCUGCGGAGCGGCGCUGUACGAGUGGAGGACUUCUACACAGUGGAGACGGUCAGCUCCGGAUCCGACUGUAAGUGCUCGUGCACGGCCCCUCCGUCCUCCCUGAACCCUUGUGAGAAUGAGUGGAAGAUGGAGAAGCUGAAGAAACAGGCCCCCGAGUUACUAAAGCUCCAAUCCAUGGUGGACCUUCUGGAGGGAACGCUUUACAGCAUGGAUCUGAUGAAAGUCCACUCCUACAUCAACAAAGUGGUGUCUCAAAUGAACACCCUAGAAGAGACAAUCAAGACGAACCUCACGCGAGACAAUGAAUUUGUCCGAGACAGCAUGACGAGCCUCACCAACCAGUUUAAGAGGUACGAGAACUACUCCAACGUCAUGAUGAGCAUCAAGAAGGAGAUCUCCAGCCUCAGCCUGCAGCUGCUGCAGAAAGACUCCUCGGAGAACAAAGCACAGAACACUAAUGAUGAGAAAACCAAGGAGGCUUUAAAGGCACCCAUCAAAAAGACCCCUGCUGCCAAACUUUCACCAAAACAGCCCAAAGAAAAGGUUGUAAAGCCCAAGAAAGAGGUCAUUAAACCUGGGAAGCCAGCCAAGCCUGACCCUACGGCCAAAGCCAAGGUGGUUGGCCACCAGCCUGGGGUUGUGAGGGGCAUCACAUACUACAAGGCUGCCAAGACCGACGAGGACGAACACAGAGGAGACCAUUCUGCCAAAACGUACACAGUCCAUCACAUCACGGAAAACCAGUCAGAGGAUGGAGGAGCUGAAAUGGUCCUGGAAACCAUAGAGGCCACUGUGGCCAAACCCAUUGCCACCACUGUUGUUCCCACCACUACAACUACUACUACUACCACCACCACAACCACUGGCACCACAAUUACUACCACUACUACACCCACUACCCUCACUACACCAAGUACACCAGCAUCUGAAAGACCUGCUCCGACCAUUGUGCUGGUGCUGGACAACUCCAACAACAACAGUCGGCCGACCCUUCACAGAGCAGGGAAGAUCCUAAACUGUGAAGGGACUCUAGCAUCCAUUGACCAGCCAGAGAAGCAGCACAGUUAUGGGCGCAACGAGGGAGCCUGGAUGAAGGAUCCCCUGGCUAAAGACUCCAAGAUCUACGUCACUAACUAUUACUAUGGCAACAACUUGGUGGAGUUCCGCAACCUGGAAAACUUCAAGCAAGGCCGAUGGAGCAACCUCUUUAAACUGCCUUACAACUGGAUAGGCACAGGCCAUGUGGUUUAUAAUGGAGCCUUCUACUACAACAGAGCGUUCACCAAGAACAUCAUCAAGUAUGAUCUGAGGAUGCGCUAUGUGGCGGCCUGGACACUGCUGCACGACGUGGUUUACGAAGACACCACCCCCUGGAAAUGGAGGGGGCACUCGGACAUUGACUUUGCAGUGGACGAAAGUGGCCUGUGGGUGAUCUACCCUUCCAUUGACUACGACUACAACCAGCAAGAGAUGAUCAUCAUCAGUAAACUGGAUCCUGGGGACCUUUCGUUGAAAAAGGAAACAACUUGGAGGACAGGCCUUAAGCGAAACUCCUACGGAAACUGCUUCAUCAUCUGUGGUGUCUUGUAUGCCGUCAAUGUGUACAACCAAAAGGAAGGUGAGGUGAACUAUGCUUACGACACCCACACCAACACUGAAGCCAUCCCACGCCUGCCAUUCACCAAUGAGUACUCCUUCACCACCCAGAUUGACUACAACCCCAAAGAGAAGGUUUUGUAUGCCUGGGACAAUGGACAUCAGCUCACAUAUCGGGUAAACUUUGUCGACCAGUGAGCACAGCUAGUUUGUGCUACAGAUCAGCUCAUUGAAGCCUAAAUAACAAGAUGUUCAGCAUUUGACAGUGUAGAAGCAGCCAUAUUGGACUCAGGAUGACAGAUAAACUUACACCAGCCUUCCAGAACUAAUGCACACAAUUCACCUGACCUCACAGUGUACCAAAAAUAUGUGUCUCAAAUGUGUACUGGGAUGUGACUGUACAAUAUGUUAAUAGAAUGGAAAACAAACAGUGAAAAUAAUCUCACAGUUUGAGUUGAAGACUCGUCGGGCAGAUUUUAGAAAAACAAAGAGAUUUUUUUAUAUGUUCAUUUAUGAAAUGUCAGCAGGCUGGCUAACUAGCAAGACAGAUAUUGCUAUAAACGGUUAGUUUUAAUUUGACUUAGCAUGUGUUACAUCAUGUGUUACGGUAGAUUUUGUGUCCAAUUUGCUUUACAGUGGAGUCACUUAACAAACAAUAUACACAGAAGACAUGAUGACAGCGUCAAACAACUCUUUAAAAUUUAAACUUCUAAAUGUGUUGCAUUAAUAGAGACAG